AUGGCAGAGCAUUGGAGGCAUUUGAAUCGGCUUCAAGAUGUAGAUUUUGAAAAUGACAGCUUUAUUUCAAUUGCAGAAACGGUAUACUAUCAACUUAAGGAUCGCUAUAGUGAAUGGAUUUUUAAUACCUGUAAUUUAACACAUGUUCUUCGAGCUAUUCUGACACACACAUCUUUAUCAAUAUCAGACUCUAUCCCUGGAACUUUGCAUGUCCAUAUAUCUGGUUGUGGUACAUCGAAUGAUAAGAUUUUAUCUACUUGGAAUUUUAAGUAUUAUAGAGAACAUCAAGUCAUCGGAGACCCAACCAUUCCUCCUAUUGCCAAUAUUGGCAACAUUUCGAACACUUAUUGCAUCCUUCCGUGUUAUCAACCAAUAAAGCUACGAGAUAUUCAUGCUGGAGCGGAUCAUAACUUUAGUGCAUUAUUAUCACUAGAGAAGACUAUUCAACGAGAAAUUACCAAAUCAAGCCCCUAUUCCAACAAUGGAAAGUUAAUUUGUGAUAAUCACGAAAUUGAUCUUAAAAAUACAUUAUUAAUGGAUCAAGUGCUCCUUACGGAGACUCAUUUUGCCCAAUUUAUUUGGAGAACUCUCCUCGGAAAGUUCCUAAAAUCAAAAGCAGUGACUCAAGAAAUUUUGAUGAAGAGUAUAAGAAAGUAG
Messenger RNA from Funneliformis caledonium, 657 nucleotides. Lineage: Eukaryota; Fungi; Glomeromycota; Glomeromycetes; Glomerales; Glomeraceae. The record is from the annotation of a GenBank genome assembly.